Messenger RNA from Paramecium primaurelia, 1648 nucleotides. The record is from the annotation of a GenBank genome assembly. NCBI's taxonomy places the organism in Eukaryota, Ciliophora, Oligohymenophorea, Peniculida, Parameciidae.
AUGAACGAAAGUUUAAUGAACCCAGAGGAUUGUUAUCGUCUAGAAUGUGUAAUUGGUGAAGGAUCAUAUGGUCAAGUGUAUAAGGCUACUCAAUUAGAGAAUGGAAAGGUUGUUGCUAUAAAAAUAGUUCCAACAACAGGUGAAAUAGAAUCAUUGAAAAGAGAAAUUCAAAUACUGAGGGAUUGUAGAAGUGAUAAUAUAGUUAAAUACUUUGGAUCAUAUCAUUCAAAUGGAUAAUUGUGGUUAGUGAUGGAAUAUUGUGCAGGAGGAAGUGUAAUAGAUUUAGUUAAAGCGAUGAGUUUUAAUGGUUCUUCUUUACCUGAAGAGUUAAUAGCCACUAUUCUAUAUCAAACACUCAAAGGUACAUUAUUAUAUAAUGUAAAUAAUAGGAAUUGAUUACAUGCAUAAUCAUAAGAAAAUUCAUAGAGAUAUAAAAUGUGGAAAUAUUCUGAUAGAUCAUAUUGGCAAUAUUAAAUUGGCUGAUUUUGGAGUAUCAACUUAAUUAGUACACACUAUGGCUGAUACAGAUACAGUUAUUGGUAGUCCUUUUUGGAUGUCUCCUGAGAUUCUCUUAAAGUCUCGUUAUAAUAAGAAAACUGAUAUAUGGUCAUUAGGUAUUACUGCAAUAGAAAUGGCUGAAGGAGAACCACCUUAUGCUCAUAUUCAUCCAAUUAGAGCUAUGUUUGCAAUAAAAAAUAAUCCACCAAAUUCUUUGACUGAUUAAAAUAAAUGGUCUAAAGAAUUUAAUACUUUUGUUAAGAAGUGUUUAAUCUUAGAUCCAAAAGAGAGACCAUCCACUAAAGAAUUGCUACAAGAUCCAUUCUUUUAAAAAUUCUGCAAAAGUAGAGAGUAUGUUCAAUAGUUUAUGAUAAAGAAUUCAAGAGUGAUUGAAAAUUAUAAAAAAUAAAAAUAGAAUAAACAACAUGAAUAACAAUUUGAAUAAUCUUAAGAAAAAGGAAUAGUAUAAUUAGAUACUCUAGUUGAAUGUGAAGAAGAGGAGGAUUUAGGAACUAUGAUAGUUAAUGAUAUUGAUGCAAUACCUAUGAAUGAAACUGGAACUAUGUUAGAACAUCAAUAUUAAGAUGCUGAAGUUUAUGAAAAAGCUAUGAAUAGAGUGGUAUAACUAAAAACUUAAUUUAUAGUCUGAAUAUGGUUUAUAAAGUCUAAAUUAAAUGAGAACACCUGUUACAGAAUCUCCUUUUAGAAAAUAAAAGUAAAUAGAAGAUAAAAUUUAAUAAUUAACUGAUGAAAUGAAUAAUGAAAUUAAAAAGAUUAAACAAAAAUAUGGUGAUCAAAUAUAAUCCUUAUAAAAACUUUUACAACAAAAACAUGAAUCACAUAAAUCAGUUCAUGAAUAAAAAUUAAUCCCAUAAUCAACUAAUUACUAUAGAUAAUUAGAUUUUAAACAUAAAACUUCUGCUCCUUCUACUCCUGUUUAAAUGUAAACAAAGUAGAAGUCUCAAUAAGAAAAUAUCAAUUUGGAAAAUCAAUUGAAACCAACUAAAUUUUAAUAAACCAAUUUACAGUAUAACUUUUUAAUAUAUAUACUAGAAAAUUACAAUUAUAAAUAUAGAACAGAAUACAUGAUGCACCUAAACCAGAUAAUAAUUCCAAAAUACUAAAACAAUUAAUUAACAGAAAGAAUUGA